This is a messenger RNA of Anopheles maculipalpis, 1136 nucleotides long. RefSeq lists its product as uncharacterized. Bases 2 to 1066 code for a protein of 354 amino acids. The transcript is spliced from 2 exons. Lineage: Eukaryota; Metazoa; Arthropoda; Insecta; Diptera; Culicidae. The record is from RefSeq and is a predicted model, not a curated record.
AAUGGUGAUAUCGGCCGAACAUGAGCGUAAUGGCAUUGCGGACUUUUUCACGCAGGUUGAUCCUGAGGUGCGCAAAGUUACGCUAGCGAUUGGGAACAUCAUCUCGAAGAACUCCAUCAAAGAGAUCACGUUGGAAAAGUCUUUAAAUGUGAUGAUGGAACAUUGCCGUGAUGCUGGAACGUUACUGGCUAAAAAUAUCGUUAAAACAGAGUACCUCGUAAAAUACCUUCAAAGUUACAACAUUAACCUACCACAGGACAGCUCAAAGGCGAUACUGAUCGAACAUUGCCUGCAGCUCUGGAGACGCAAGUACGGUGGCUCCGCGGACGCAACAUCGUACGUGCCCACAUCUCACGACAUGCCGGGACCAUCGUCCGCUUCGUACGCAUUUCCAUCGACAUCCGCCGACUCGAGCUGUUCCAGCGGGACCACCCUACAAAACCACAUCGAUAACUAUAAUGCAUUGGCAGCCUCGUCGAAUGGGGCGUUCUUCAGUGAAAAUACCAAUGGACCCGGCGAUCCGGAGUCGGAUGCGGAUCCACCCGGGCUCGAGCAAUAUCCGGUCAAUCUGCUUGCGCUCGACUACACGGUGUGGUUCUUUCUCAAGUGGAACCGUAACUCGCUCGACGAAAGUGCCUUUUGGAACGAUGCCAACUGCACCGUAAUGCUGGAAAUCAGUGAAACACAGCAAGGCACUGAACAGGUGUGCGGCCCACAGGAUAUCAUCAAUCUGAUCCUAAGCCUUAAGUUCCAGUACAACUUUCAGCUGGUGCCGAAUAUUAUGUUUGAUGGGUGUCAGGGACGCAUAAUGGAGUCGGGCGUGCUGGCACUUUCGUGCGGCGUCGUGUACAACAGUCAGCCCGGUCCGGACAAUCGGUUCGUGUGCUUGGGGGAGUUUGAAACGCUCAUCGGUUUGCGGCGCGAUCCGAUGGAGAACAACAACUGGAAGAUACGGAUGCUGAAGCUGUACAUACGGUACAAGAAGGUGGACAAUCUGCCCGCGCUGGCAAACAGUAAAAUGCUCAACAACUGUCUUAUGAUUCCAUUAACGAUGGACAUCGUCUAGCCGUUCUGUUCCGAGCAAGUUUCACUUCUCAUGCUCAAUGACACCAUGUGCCUUUUUAGUUAGUGUUCGA